Molecule: messenger RNA, 5557 nt
Organism: Manis pentadactyla (Chinese pangolin)
Lineage: Eukaryota; Metazoa; Chordata; Mammalia; Pholidota; Manidae
Gene: EIF4E3
Product: eukaryotic translation initiation factor 4E family member 3
Exons: 7
Coding region: 69-731 (220 amino acids)
Biological process (GO): translational initiation
Cellular component (GO): eukaryotic translation initiation factor 4F complex
Molecular function (GO): translation initiation factor activity; RNA 7-methylguanosine cap binding
Source: RefSeq, a predicted model, not a curated record
GGGGUGACUCAGCCGCCGCUCGCCCCGCGGUCCGCGCGUCCGCCGGCCUCGCAGGCGGGGCGGAGAAAAUGGCGAUGCCCCCGGCCGCAGUGCCCCCCGCCCGGGCCCGGGAGCCGCCGGGGCCCCCUGCCGCCGCCGCCGCGCCGCCGCUCGGCCUGCAGCAGCUGUCGGCGCUGCGGCCCGAGCCGGGCGGGGUCCCGCUGCACUCGCCCUGGACCUUCUGGCUCGACAGAUCCCUCCCUGGUGCCACAGCAGCUGAGUGUGCAUCGAAUCUGAAGAAAAUCUACACAGUACAGACCGUACAGAUCUUCUGGAGUGUGUACAAUAAUAUUCCUCCUGUAACUAGCCUGCCUUUGAGAUGUAGUUAUCAUUUAAUGAGAGGAGAGAGGCGACCACUUUGGGAAGAGGAGAGUAAUGCCAAGGGUGGUGUGUGGAAGAUGAAAGUUCCCAAGGACAGCACGUCCACAGUUUGGAAAGAGCUGCUCUUGGCGACUAUCGGGGAACAGUUCACAGACUAUACCGCUGCAGAUGACGAAGUAAUAGGAGUUAGCGUCAGUGUUCGGGACAGAGAAGAUGUCGUCCAAGUCUGGAAUGUAAAUGCCUCUUUGGUGGGUGAAGCAACAAUUUUAGAAAAGAUCUAUGAACUUCUGCCCCACAUAUCUUUUAAAGCAGUAUUUUAUAAACCCCAUGAAGAGCAUCAUGCUUUUGAAGGUGGACGUGGAAAACACUAAUUGCACUCUGUAAAGAAUUCUUUGUCCUUUGCUGAUUGGUUUUGGAAACGGUCUUAACAGGAGGGAGAGUGAAGAGAAGACUUGCCGAAGCUCGAUGCUGGUCAAUUUAGAGUGGGUUUCUGUCCAUGCAGAUUGGGCAAUUAGGACUCCAAGUGGCAGGUGGGGUGGGGGGAGAUGGUUUGGGUUUCUACCGUCACAUUACUUGCUUUUUUUUUUUUUUUCUUACCAAAUUCUGUAUUCCUUUGACUUUGGUUUUUUUCUUUCUUUUUCUUCCCCCUUUUAAAUUCGUUAUUCAGUCUAAUUAUUGUCUCCUACACUCCCCUUUCAUUGAGGCGCAAGAAAUUGGUCUCCCUUUAAGUAGCACUGCUCUACCUAGUUAAUGAGACUUGCACAAUCGUGACAGUACUGCUUUGAAAACCACACCAUUUGUGGAGGAAUACUAGUGUGGUGAAACCUGUUUUUUGAUUAUUUGUUAUGACACAUUCCUACAAACUGCGCACUGGUCCUUGAUUUUUUUUCUGUCCCAGGGAAAAGAAAAACCAUACUUAAUCUGAGUUUGCACUGACAGCACACAUAUCUUUUCUUUAUCCUUUUUAAAAGUGUUUUCUUAGCAAUAAAAGGAAGAUAAUAGUUGGGUCGCCUAACAUGGGAACUGUAAUCAGAGUUGAGUAUCAGGAUAUAAAUCAAAGGCUUAAGUUUUUGGACCCUCUGUGGAAAUAUUUCUAACCAGAAUUCAAUUUGGUCUUGUCGAAGGAAGGCUUGGAGUGGUGGCAAGGGAUUUCUCCCAAUAGGAAGUCUUAUAUUUUCUGAUUUAAAGAGAUGAUAUUUUAAUUGUUCACAUUAAACGUCAUUUCCAAUAAUCGAUAGUCUCCCAGGCUGAGCAGCUUUCAAACCCUGCCUUUUUCAUUUAGCAGCAGCAAGUUUAAUGUGAUCUCCAGGAUGAAUGGGAACAUUCCCAAAGUUGAACUUUGAGUGCAUUCUGCUCGCAUUCAUUUUUGGAAUUGUUGGUAUAUACCGUAUUAUGUUACCAAAGAAACACUGGUCUUGGUAGAAGGAAUUGGCCACGUCUGGAACACUGAGCCUCCAAAGGGCCACUUGCCCCCUCUUGACUCUGCCCCCGCUCCAUUUGCUUCUACCUGAAAAGGGCAGGGCCAUUGGCAGAGACUUGCUCUCACUGGCUUUCCUUGAAGCCAGAGGAGCUCGGGUAUGCUUAGGCAUUGCAGGAAGGGACCGGGCACUCAGAGCUUCAUUAUACCCAGGAUUUUAAUUGUUCUUGCAGUGUUGAUUAGCAGAGAGAGGGGAGGCUACUUCAGACCUCCAACCUGUGUUUGUAAAUAAAAUUCCCCAUUCAAACACUUUAAAGGACUUCCAGUAAUACCUGUUUAUAAAAGCUGUGUCAGUCACUUGCAUUACUAAGCACAUCAAACAUAGUAACAAUGAUCAUAGUCUUAAAAAACUGCUUUGUUUCUAAGCUUAAGUUUCUUCAGUGAUUUUUAAAUGAGGUAUAAGGAUAUCCGACUCAUUUUUCAAAAGCUUGGAAUUUGUUUCUCUAAAUGUCAUACUAACAUCCAACUUGUUUUUAAAUUAUUCAAGGAUUUAAAAAAUUCUGAACAUGAAUUUCAAAAUUUUUUUAAAUUGUUUUUCAGAUAGAUUAGAAAAAAAGGAUCACUGAAUUAUCUUCACUAUAAUUGUCAUCUAUUUCCCUAAGUAAAUGGAUUUUGAAGUAUCUUUAUUUUUGAACUUUAUUUAAAGCAUUGUGAUGACGUGUUCAAUUUUUGCAUGUAUGUAGCUUUUGAAGUAAAAAAUAAAUAGGAAUGUUAGGCCUCCCAUUAAUGUUUACUAGUAUGUAUUGUUUAUGAUUACGGAACAUGGUUUAACACCCAGAGCAGAUUUUUGCCCCAGAGAACUUGUGCAACUUUUUGUGACCCUGUGGAAAAUACCAGCUGUGAGGAUUUAGCUUGCCAAAUGUUAAGAACCUAUCUUCUAUGUGACUUUAAGAAGAGGAUUUUGUCAGAUUUUUCUUUGGAAAUUGUUUUAAUUGAAUAUUUCAUUCAUCAUAGACUUUGUAUGAAUUAAGCUGAUUUAAUCCGCUUGAAAGGCUCUCAUUACCUUCUUGGAUUAAAAAAGCUAAUACUCUUUUGAGAUUCGAGGACAUAUUUUGUGGGGCCUGUGACCUUUGUGUCAGGGCCGGGGCACCCAGCCUGGCCAGUGUAGGGAAGGGAAGAGCUUGCAGGAGAGGUGUGUUUUCUUCAGCCAAGUCCUUGCAGCUGCAAACUGUGUUCCCCGCAUAGAGCCAUACGGAAACCAGAGGGCGCACUUCCUUCUCUUUGUCUCCCUUCAGUGUGUGCGAUGGAGAGCCAGGGCCUCUGAUCAAAACCCAUGUGCUCUUUGUCCUUCCGUUAUUCCAGAUGAGGCUGUCAGAGCACAGGUGUUUGCUUUCAUCAGGAUGUGUACACCCUUUACAUAGGGAUGGAGAAUUCCCUUUAAAGUAACUGGUCUGCGUUUCAGUUUCCUUUCGUAAGCUCUUCUUGAAGUGCUGACUUACUCCUUUCCCUCCGUGGCCAUCACUUUUUCACAUUUCUUAAAUGAGGGUGUAUAGUUUACAGCCAGUCUGUAUAUUUAAUAUAAAGUGGCUAUUAAAUUUGCCAUGUAAAAUCGAUGGCCAAAAAGGCACAAAAAGGAAAACACAACUCUAGUAAACUUUGAAUAGUUAAGUUUAAACUUCUCAACUCUCUUCUUGAAUUCUUGUGUACAGCAUACACACAGAUACAUGCAAAGUGCUAUCUACCCACAGAGCUUUGACCAGACCUGUCCCUUGUGAAAGGACAUGGAGCUUGCAAGCCACAGAGCUGGGCAUUGACGUCUGAAAGCUACGUCCCAGUCCAGGCUUCCUUAAACAGAGAACACUCAAAGCCUGGCAACCUAACCCCAGAAUGCCCCCUUCAAGCUCUAAAUAAUCUGAUCCAAUCUGGCCACCAAUGGGCCUGUACGUAAUCAGGUGUUCUUGCUAUAAAUAGCCCUCAUUUUCUGCCUCUCUCUGGGUUAUAGUUUGGUGUUUGCAAAUAAGCUCAUUACGACUGGAGGUGUGCCUUUGCUAAGAGACACUCACCUCUUAGAGGAUCCCAACUGCUGUACUUACACAAAACUGACAACAUUUGGAGUGAUCACAUGGUGGCGCUGCCUUCCAGCCAACAGUUCUGCCUCGGCAGCCUAAUUUGUCCAGCUGUGUUUGUGUAAAUUAUUUUAAGAUAUUCCUACAUUUUGCUCUUAUGGUUCUGUAAAACUUUGCUUAGACAGUACCAACAGAAGUUUAGCUCACCUAUAACCUAAUAAAAAUGUGUUAAAGAUAGAACUUUCUGGAUGUGCUUUAGAAGUCUCAAAUGUUAGGUUUUCAUUGAGCCUAUAAGUAGUUAUGAAGAGAAUGACAUAAACUAGCAUAUAGGAAAUACCAGAAAUAUUUCAUCAAAUAUUGUGCCCAAAGGGAGAAGUAAAAUUAGGGUUUGAUUUUUUUUUAAUUUUAGCUUUCUAAAUAUGGAACUCCCCUUUAAAAAUAUGUCUACUGUUCCCCUUUCCUAUAUUGUAUGUUUCUGUAAGAUUUCACUCAUUACAAAUGAAAAGUAGAGGACUGCCUGUAGGUAGUUUAUUUCUUAAAAGAAUAUAUGCAGGGUUACUAAAAAUGACAGGAGAGUUUGGUGACUCAGGAUUGUAAACGCCUGGAUAAUUGCCCCAACUACUGAGAGGAAUCAGAGGUGAGGAGGAAAAAGAUAGUAACAGAGGUGUGGUCACAAGCCCUUGGUACCUAUGCUCCUGUGUAGCAACUAGACUGGGUUAUCCCUCUACUCCAAUGAGGAGAAAGCCCAAUUAAGAGUCCUUACACAUCCAAUUAUACUCUUCAGUUUUUGUUUUCUUGUUACCUGUGCAUGAAAAUCUUAGAACACUUCUUAUUUAGGUCAGCUCAUUCAGGCUAAAAGUCACCAUUUGUAUUGUAGAGAUAACUCAUCCUGCUGACACAACUCCAUUUUUAAAAGAAAACUCACAGACUCUUCGAAUAUAUGAGUGGAAGGGACCUUCGAGAUCAUCUACCAGUGCUUCUCACCCCUUAGCAUGCAGAAGAAUCACUGGGGUACUUAUUUAAUAUGCAAAUUUCUCGACCCCCAACUCUAGAGAUUAUGAUUCAGCAGAUUUGGGAGGUCUAGAUAUCUGCCUUUUUAGCAAGUCCCCUGGUGAUUCUAAUGUGGAUGGUCCUCAGACCUCCCUUUAAGAACCCCUGACUCUAUCCACCUCCCACAUAUGACACAUGAGGGCAGCCUCUCACCCUGAGCUUUCUCAGUUGACUGAUUCAACUGUAUAAUACCAACCACCAUGUAGGGGCUUGGAGAAAGCCAUUAUAACUAAGAUUUGAGCAGAUUAUGCUUGUAAAUAUAAACUUUAUGGCUAGGACCACAGGAAUAUUGAGUAGCCCAUCUCUGGAAGUCCAUGAUAUAAAACCUUUAAUACAGAGUGGUGGCUUUUUUCGUUCUAAAUACCGUUUCAGCCUGUUAAGAGAAAAGAAAUUAAUGUUCAGAAAAAGUAGUUACUCCAUAUGUGUGGUAACUACUUUUCUAUAAUAUCUUAUGGCAUCUGGGGUUCAGCAUCAUUGAACAAGAUUAAAUGAACAUUAUAGAGCUAUAAAAUUGCAUGUAAAAUAACUCAAAACUGUUCAAUGACUAUCAGAGUAGGCUGGGAAUGAAUUUCCACUAAAACUGUCACUCCUGGACGUAACUUAGCAAAGCUGCUACUAAAAUGGAGGGAUUCUUUAAUUCACAGAAGUGUCAAAAAAAAAAUCA